UCGCGCUCGCUGCGCAGGCGCGGGCUCGCGAAGGAGGCGGGGCCAGCAACAGCGCCACUACCACCAAUACUACUCGGCCUCGGUUCGCUCCAGUCAGGCACCAUGAAGCAGCAGCCGGUUGCCUCCUCGGCGGCGGCCAACGCGGGCGGCAACACCGCGGUCCCGGCCUUCCUGAGUAAGCUGUGGGCCCUGGUGGGCGACGCGCCGAGCAACCAGCUCAUCACCUGGAGCCAGAAUGGCCAGAGUUUCCUUGUGUUGGAUGAACAAAGAUUUUCCAAAGAGAUUCUUCCAAAGUAUUUCAAGCACAACAACAUGGCAAGCUUCGUGAGACAACUGAAUAUGUAUGGCUUUCGUAAGGUAGUCCAUAUUGACUCAGGCAUUGUUAAAUUGGAAAAAGAUGGUCCUAUUGAGUUUCAGCAUCCCUACUUCAAGCAAGGACAGGAGGAUUUACUGGAGCACAUUAAAAGAAAGGUUUCUUCUUCAAGGCCUGAAGAAAAUAAAAUUCGUCAGGAAGACCUGUCUAAAAUCAUAAGUAAUGCACAAAAGGUUCAAAUUAAACAAGAGACGAUUGAAUCUAGGCUCUCUGCUUUGAAGAGAGAAAAUGAAUCUCUUUGGAGGGAAGUAGCAGAACUGAGAGCAAAACACCUGCAGCAACAACAAGUUAUUCGCAAGAUUGUACAGUUCAUUGUUACCCUUGUUCAGAAUAACCAGCUUGUGAGUCUGAAACGCAAACGUCCGUUGCUUCUGAAUACCAAUGGAACUGCAAAGUCAAACCUAUUCCAACAGAUAGUCAAAGAACCAACAGAAAGCAAACACCACCUUGUAAAUGGUCAGGUACCUCACAACAGGACUGAUGGUUUAAAGCAGAGAGAACAGAUGUCUGAAGAUAUUAUUAUUUAUGACAUCACUGAUGAUGAUAUUGGUGAUGAAGAAAAGGCUCCAGUUACUCCAGAAACCAGUGAAGACACUGCUUCAGAUUCCAACUACAGUCCUGACAUUGUAAUAGUAGAAGAUGACUGUGAUGAUGACUACGUACCUGUUAUUCAAGAAAAUGCAAAUGCUGAACCAGUCACCAUUCCAUCACCUGAGGGUAUCAGUCCUUCCACAGAUGAUACAAGCCCAUUAAUGUCCAGUGCAGUUCAGUUAAACAGCCAGUCAGUCUUAACAGCAGAAGACCCGGUUUCAAUGAUGGACUCUAUACUCAACGAGAAUGGAGUGAUUUCACAGAAUAUCAAUCUUCUUGGAAAGGUGGAACUCCUGGAUUACCUUGAGAGCAUUGAUUGCAGUUUAGAGGAUUUCCAGGCUAUGCUCUCAGGACGGCAGUUCAGCAUCGAUCCAGAACUUCUGGUUGAUCUUUUUUCAAGUUCUGUGCAGAUGAGUCCUACUGGUCAUAUCAAUACUACAAAAGUAGAAACAAAGGGAAUUGAAACUAUGAAGGCUAAUGGUGCUCAACGGACAACACAAGAUGUGCCUAAUUCUAAGCUCAAAGCAGAUAAACAGCUCAUUCAGUACACUGCUUUCCCCCUCCUUGCACUCCUUGAUGGUAGUCCAGGCUCAGCAGUGGAAAGUGCAAAUGUGGCAACCGAACCCGUGUCAUCCUUAGAGAAACCAUUGGAAGUAGAUGAACUGCUGGAAAGCAGUCUUGAUCCUCAGCCGACCCAAAGCAAGCUUGUUCGCCUGGAACCGUUGACAGAAGCAGAAGCCAGUGAAGCUACAUUAUUUUAUUUGUGUGAACUUGCCCCAGUGCCCAUGGACACAGAUAUGCCAUUGUUAAAUAACUAAUGACAUUUAAAACAAACUAUUUAUUUAGGGUGUUGUUUCGGAUUUAUCUUUUGUAAAUUGCAUUUUGUGAGAACUACUAAUGUGGAACCUAAAACAGUUUGGUCACUUUCCUCACAAAAUCAGCGAUUGAAACAUUUAUCCAGGCCAUCAACGUUAUAUCCACACUAGUUCAUUACAUUCUAGUGCUGUAAUGUUUGGAAUUAUAUGUAUUCAGAAUAUAGCAGGUAAUCAAAUGCUCUGUAUUAACCAUUAACGGUUUUUCUUGUUCACCUUUGGUCCUGAUGUAUGACUGAUGAAAGUAAUUCUGGAUGGAGGUUAUAGCACUCCAAAGUUUUAUUCUUCUGUACUUUGUUUUCUAUUUUUACAACUUUGUUUAAAUAAAACUGUUAAGGGACCAGAA
Anolis sagrei ordinatus is the source of this 2182-nucleotide messenger RNA. It is a transcript of the gene HSF2, whose product is annotated as heat shock transcription factor 2. The record is from RefSeq and is a predicted model, not a curated record. Lineage: Eukaryota; Metazoa; Chordata; Lepidosauria; Squamata; Anolidae. Gene Ontology annotation, molecular function: DNA-binding transcription factor activity; sequence-specific DNA binding. Gene Ontology annotation, biological process: regulation of DNA-templated transcription.